Molecule: messenger RNA, 822 nt
Organism: Aspergillus calidoustus
Lineage: Eukaryota; Fungi; Ascomycota; Eurotiomycetes; Eurotiales; Aspergillaceae
Source: the annotation of a GenBank genome assembly
AUGAGAUUCACCUCCUUCCUUCGUUUUACAACUUUGCUGCUGGGCACUGAAGUUGCGGUACUUGCAGCACCUGCUGAGAACACUGAGAAAAGGGACUUUGCCUUCUCUGAGCUUCAUAAGCUCGCGCUAUUUGGCGACUCAUGGACGGAUAUGCGUUUUGACGUCGCCGGCACUCAGCCGUCGGACAGGAAUCCGUUUGGAAAUAUAGGAAAAACUAGUUCCAAGGGGAAAAUGUGGCCUGAGUAUCUUGCGACAAAGUACAAUUCUUCCCUCGUACUAGGAUACAACCUGGCGCUCAGUGGUGCUGUCGUCGAUGUGGAUAUCAUCCCCACAGCGCCCCAUGACGUUGAUUAUCAGGUUCAUGAAAAGUUCGAGCCAUAUUCAAACCAGACCAACUUCUUCCCGAAAAAGACGUCACUGUUUACCAUGUGGGUUGGUAACAAUGACAUUAAUCGGUCUUUUAACGGCACCGAUCCUACUAUCAAUGUCAAGAUUAUCGCGAGAUACGAGGAACUGGUCCGUCACCUCUAUGACAUCGGUGCUAGGAACUUUCUCUUUCUCAGUGUCCCACCCAUGUGGCGGUUUCCCAGUAACACUGAAAAUCCCGACGUGGACCUUCCUAAGCUACAGAGAGCCGUUGAAGAUUACAAUAGGAGACUCAAGCGCAUGGCCAGGGAAAUUGACCACAACCUUCCUUACUCCACAGUGUACUACUACGAUAUCCCGCCUCUAUUGAACGCCAUCAUCGAUGAUCCCAGUCAGUUUGCAGAAACCGCUGUCUACAAGAAUACCACGGGAUGGUGCAGUGCCUACAACGCGUAA